Messenger RNA from Aspergillus pseudotamarii, 1260 nucleotides. RefSeq lists its product as uncharacterized. Lineage: Eukaryota; Fungi; Ascomycota; Eurotiomycetes; Eurotiales; Aspergillaceae. The transcript is spliced from 5 exons. The record is from RefSeq and is a predicted model, not a curated record. The coding region runs from base 1 to 1260 and encodes 419 amino acids.
AUGGGAUCUAUUGAAGAUUUUACUAGCUCAGCCUCCGGGACCACCUCAUAUGAGGACCCCCGAUUACUGUUCAAUGUUUCACACCCUUCCAGCAUCUUUAUAUGUGGCUCCCAGGGUUCUGGAAAGAGUCAUACAUUAUCCUGCCUUUUGGAAACCUGUCUGAUAUCAUCAAAGGUUGGAAGAUUGCCCAAUCCGCUAACAGGGCUGGUCUUCCACUAUGAUACAUUCAUCAGUGACACAGUGGGAUCUCCCUGUGAAGCCGCCUUCUUGUCAUCACACUCAGAUGUCCAGGUCAGAGUACUUUGCUCCCCCACAAAUCUUCAAACCAUGCGGGGUUACUAUUCGAGAUUUAAUAUCCCAGUUGACCCAUUACAACUGGACCAGAGCCAUUUGAAUACAAAACGGAUGAUGGAUUUGAUGGCUGUUGCGCAGAAUGAGGGGCAGAUACCACUGUAUAUACAUACGGUGAAACGAGUCCUUCGCGAAUUGCGUAUCAAACAACAGGAGUCAGGGGCACCAUUUAAUUAUCAAGAGUUCAAGGAUACAAUCAUGCGUUCUGGGUUAACUCGGGAUCAAUUGGCACCUUUAAAGCAACGACUGGAUACUCUAGAGAGCUUUAUGCCUCCUGGGCAACCUGGCCGUUUAACCAUUGUUGAUAUGUCCUGUCCAUGCAUAUCCCCCGAGACCGCAUGCUCGCUUUUCAAUAUAUGCCUCGGGAUCUUCCUCGAACAAGACCCAACUAUUGGUCGUGUAGUUGCCCUCGAUGAAGCGCAUAAGUAUAUGAAUCUUUCUGCAGAGGCCCAGACUUUCACAGAAACCCUGUUAUCCGCAGUUCGUCUUCAACGACACCUUGGGACUCGAGUCAUCAUCUCUACCCAAGAGCCCACCGUCUCGACCGCUUUGUUGAAUCUGUGCUCGGUUACAAUUGUUCAUCGCUUUACCUCCCCUGAGUGGCUUCGAACGUUGCAGAAACAUCUUGCAGCGGCUGCAUCUGACCCUUUCUCUUCAAAGAGUGGUUCCGGCAAUAAUAGUAGCGAGAUGGAAGAACCAGGGGCCGAGAUCUAUUCUACCUCAGCGUUUGACGAUAUUGUCCGUCUUCGCGUUGGCGAAGCCCUGUUAUUCGCGCCGAGCGCUAUUGUCAAGGUCGGAGCACGGGAGGAUGGCCGAGUAGAGUUCCACAGACUUGGUUCUGACUUUUUGCCUAUAAAAGUCCGGGAACGGUUGACCUCUGAUGGUGGAAAAAGUGUCCUUUCUGUUUAA